UGUGUGUGUGCGCGCGCGCGCCGCCCGGCGUAGGAACGGCGUGCGUCCGGCUGGCACCGCACCAGCGCCCGCUCGACCGGGGGACCCCUCAGCUGUUUCCCGCCAAACGGCGUCAUCAGAGAACCGCUGUGAGGCGUACGUAGCGUAUGUUCGUCGCGCGCGCGCUCGCUUCCUACGAGACGGUGUGUACUACGCGAGGAUCUACCGCAGCGCGGCCCAAGUGUGUGUGCGUAAGGCGCGAAAACCGCCAUCAGCCGAUAUCGGACGAGAAAAACGCGCGCGCUUUUCCAACAACCAUCAACCAACAUCAUCAUCAUUCGCAACAUCGUGAGUGCCUGCCUGCCUGCUGCAGCCUGCAAACGCGCAAUUUGCGGUGCGCUCGCCGUGUGUUUACAAAUAUAUCGAUUCGCGGCGUGCGCGCGCGAGAUCGAUAGUUGUACUACGUGAGUGCGGCGAACGCACGAGGACUGGCGUGUUGGAGGCGGCCAUCGUUCCCGCGCGGAGAUUAUGUCCGCGUAUGCUGAUAAGAAGCUCAUCUACGAGGAGGUUUUCGAGGACCGCGUGGAACUGGUGGAAACGAGUGAACUAAUAACAACUGAAGGAGAACCACCGACGAUGGAGCAGGAGAAGCGCAUUCGGCGCGAGAUUGCCAACAGCAAUGAGCGACGGCGAAUGCAGAGCAUCAACAACGGCUUCAAGAGUCUACGACUACUGCUGCCCCAUCACGAGGGAGAAAAACUCAGCAAAGCUGCAAUUCUUCAACAAACAGCUGAAUAUAUCUACGCCCUGGAACAAGAGAAAACUGUGCUGUUAUCGCAGAACUGCCACCUGAAACGACUCGUGCAUCAACAUGAAGGCGGCGAACUGCCACCGAAGAAGCGCAAGACCGAAGCUGUUAUCAUCUCGGCCAUAUCCGAAUCUUCGGAUGAAGGCCUCGGCUCCAUGUCACCGGAGAUGAGCGGUAGUGCAGUCACUAGCGCUGAUAAGAUCGCCGAACUUCAACUCGCCCUCGAACAAGAGCGUCAACUGCGGCUAGCCGCCGAAGAAGCUCAACACCAGCUGGAGUCACAGCUCUACCAGACGCAGAUCUUCCACGUGGAGGAACAGGAUGACAUCAGCCUGCAGAUUGUCGGUCCCGAGAGUGUGCCACCAGUUGGCCACACCCAAACGGUGGUUUGCUCACCGAUCAACUCUCGUAGUUCGAGUCCGACGCCGCCCUCACCUGAUGAGCAGCGUCUGCCCAGCGUGCUGGAGGCAGCGAUAAAAGCCGAACCCAAGGUGGAGGUUGAGCGACUACCAUCGCCAAACCGCGAAUGUACCGACUCCGAUGGUCAGACGCGCAUGUUUGUCUCGAACACAUCGCGCCAGAAUCUCGAGACCAUUGUCGAAGCCAUCCGACACUUGGAGGGCGAUCAUAUGUUCGGCGAUGAGCCGCAAGCGCAGGAGGUGCCGCUCGCGUUGAUUACGACACGGGCGGUUGGCGAGGCGGUUAAAGUCGAAACAACGCCGCAGACCUUCGUCGAGUUCCAUCACACGCCGGCAAGCAUACAACACCAGCAGCAGUCGCGGCCCGGCGUCAUCGUCGGCAAGCAACUGGCGCUCUCGUGAUUGUCGAGCGGAGCUUCUUUUUUAUACGAGCGACAUAAUUAAGCACACAGAUUUACUUUGCAUCAGACCUGGACCUCCAUCAACAUAUACUCUUCGAAAGCAUACGAACUUUAUUGUUAGCGUCAAAAUAAUAGUGUGUUCAUUGCGUUAUGCGAUGCAUUGUAGACAAAUUCCAAUAUUUCAUUUUAAUUAGUUUCUCUAGUUGAGGAGACGUUACAAGCAAACGAAAGCAAUAGCGAUGAAAAUAUCAAGAGGUUAAACGAUAAGCAAGGAAGUAAAAAACAAAACAACCUAUUCAAAUAUCGCAUGCGGACGGCACCUUUUUGCUGUUUACAUUAAUUAUUAUUAUUAUUUCUUUUUGUUACGUUACGUUACUUAAAAACCCGAAAGUUUCUUUUAAUCUUUCUUCUGAGCACACUGAAAUCGUCUUUGCAUAUAUGAAGGUUUCGAAGAUUAAAGCAAGUAAAAUUAGAUCUUCAAACGAAACAUCUCAACUAUUUAGGCAAAAUCAACACAGUAACACACAAUUUCUAAAUAGAAUGUGCAAAGAUGAACGUUUUCUUUAGAUUUACAUUAGCUUCGCAAAAUACACAAAAAGAUAAAAGACUAGAAGAAAAUUAUUGGAAACGCCAAAAACAUAUUUAUAUUGAUGAGAAAGAGAAGUGGAAGUAUCGUUGUCGUAUUAUUCUAAUAUUAUUAUUAUUAUUAUUAUUCAUGAGAAGUGUUUAUUAUUAUUAUCAUUAUUAUUGUAAGAAGUAAGAAUUUUUCUAAUUCAUUCACACACAACACCCGACGACGAUGAGCAUGUAAAACACAAAUCGGCUGGUUCGAUCUUCGGGGCGACCGACGCGAUUUUCCCAUCGAUAGCGCAACGUUUUUGUUCCUUUUUUUAAUUAUUAGUUAUUAUUGUACAUAUUUGAUAGAUUUAUUUACUAUUACUGAUAACUAUUAUGUCAUACAACUAGUAGGCUAACUGAAACUAUUGAUAUAAUUGGUGAACAUUCGUAGCGCGCGUGUGAAUAUGAUGCAUGUAUGCGGAAAAUGGGAAAAAGGAGAGUAAAAAUUAAAGCCCGAAAGUUCGGUUCAUUCAUCUGGCACACAUAUUUAAGCAAGUAUAGGAACAAAACUGGAAAAUCUCACGAAAACACUUGUAAAUAUUUUACAAACAACGCAAAACGAGAACAAGAAACAAGGCAAGGAGAGAGGAGUUGAACGAUAAUGUGAAAUUGGUAUACGUAUUUGAUCGAUAUAUUUGAUAUUAUGGUCACGUUUGUAAAAUACAUAUAUUUUUAUUGUUUUCGUUACUUAUGCGUACGAUGCAUACGGGACUCGAUUAUUUAUUGAUAUGAUGCUAGUUGAUGAAAGUACGAAGCAUAACGAUCGAGGGCGAGUCCUCUUAGCGAAAUUGAAUGAAUAUAUUUAUACAUAUUGUAUCUAUUAGCUGCAUAGUUACGUUUAUAAAAGUUCACAUUUGAACGCUUCCAAUCACACACGCCGGCACCACCAAAUUCUCAAUCGGUAAUGAAUAUUUGUAAACGUUUGGGCAUUUGGUCUGCGUUUUUCUCUGCGUGUGUGGUUUGAAGUGGAAAUGUAUUUUCUUGUAUUUUGAACUGCAGAAGAGCAUACAUGAAAGAUUUGGAAUGUUUCGUACAAUCUUACAUCAUGCAUUUUGUUAGGAUGCUAGAACAAAGUUACAUUUGUUUGGAUAUAGCACAAAUUUGCACUCGACGUUUUUAUACUUAAUGCAGAUGAUGUUGAUAAAUGAAAUUGUACAUACCAAUAUGAAUACGAGCGGCAGGCGCGUGAAAAUAAUGUUCGCAUUUAAAUUGUAAUUCGAUACGGAUUGAAAAUACGCAUUGAUGGACUGGAAAAGUAAGCAAAACAGACUGAAACUUAAUUGCAAAUAACUAAACGAAAUUUUAAGUAACUAAUUUCGCAUUGGGAGAGCAAGCUUAGGAUGGAAAUUUAUCUUUGACGGUUACGUGUUGAUUUGAUUUUCGCAUUUCGAGACUACUAAAAAUUGAAGAAUUUUGUGUGAUAUUUAAAUUUAAUGGCAUGAAUCUUGGGCGACUUUGAUUUUGUAGGAAAAUUGGUUUACUUAAAUCGUUGGUAGGAAUAUAGGCAAUUGAAGUUAGGAAACGCGGGCCGCAUUUAAUUGAAUGGAAGAAAAGUUUUCGAAUGGCAGGAGAGACGAACAUUUAUUACGUUGGUGGACAGCGAGAAAUACCUUACACACUCUAUAUACAAUUAUUCACAAUAUACUAUAAUAUUUGAGAACUAAAAAUUAAAACGUUAAGAUUAAUUGCAACGUACGAUAAGUAAUAUACAGUUAGAAGUGAAAGAUGAAAUUAAAGUUCCUCAUUAAACGCAAAACAAAGCAAAUCAUGUUUCAAAGCAAAUAAAAUGAAGCAAAUGCAUUUUCAAAAUCGGAUUCGAUUUAAGCAAAAAAAUGAAGAGACAAACCCACAGGUUCAAAUAUUAUCUGCAAGUAGUUUCCGAUGUGUACAUGCAGUAAAUAUUUCACCAUCUCGAACAAGCGUCGCAUCCUCAAUCGCUAACGCUGUAAAAUUGUAAAUCGAAUGGGGAUGCGAUGCGCCAACCAUUGAAAUCAAGCAAAGUUUGUUUUGAACUAAUUUUUAAUCGUUAAGUUGCAUUACUUUCGACUCGAAACUGCUAGAUUUGAAAUGAAUUGACAUUUGACAACAAAAAGGACUGAUAGAUUAUAACGAUAAAAUACAUAAAUUAUAAACCUAGCACUAAUUCGAACACUUGGUAAACGCAUGAAAGUUGUGUGUGUGUGUGUUUUUGGCGAAUUUCGUUUGUUGCAGCGUGCAGAGUCGGGCGGCAAUCGUUUCGACGUUUGUAAAUCUAAGCGAUAAGGGGUUUUUAAUAUUGUCCGAGCGACGAUUGUGCGAUUGCUGCAUUAAUUGCGUAUUUUAAGGCAGGUUAGUUAAGUUAAGCGUAAACAGUAAGCAUAAACCUAUUAAGCUAAGCGUGAGUGAAUGCAAAAACAGCAAAUAACGUGCGUACACAGAACUUAAGCAAACCAAACAUAAAACUAAUUUUUUUUUCAUAUUUUUUUUGCUCACACAACAAAGUUUUAUUUCUAAAUGUCAAAAAUCUAUUAUUUUUUUUGUAAAAGUACAUCUUACUGUGAUUGUAAUUGUAAUUUAAAUUAACCCCUUAUGUACGGAAUUGUUUAUAGUUUGAUUGUUUUCGCCUGGCCGACGGGCGUUCUGGGCGCGCGCACUUCGCAAUUAUUGACAAAAAUAUAUGCAGUAUUAUAUCAAUUAUUAUUAUACUAUUAAUUAGAAUUUAAUGAGAGUCGUUGAUAAACAUUUUAAAAUAUAUAAACUAAUGCCUAGUGAAAAUGUUAGACGUUUUGAUGCGAGUAGUGCGCUUGCGAACGCCCGUCGACUGUAUUAAUUUACUUCUCGAAUAUACUUACGACCCCCCCCGAACAUAUUGAUAACAUUGUACGAAACGUUUUACUUGUUUCAUGUUUCAUUUUACAUGUGUACGAAGAACGAGAUGUGGAACGGUUGCAGACAAACAGGAAGCGUGGAACCGAAUUUAUUGUUUUUAUUUUUCUUAGUUUAUUUCGAAACUAUGUUAGACUGCAUUAAUCGCCGUUCAUAUUAUAUCUUAUCACUCUGCAUAACUAAAAACAUAAAUGUAGUAAUUGACUAUUUGUUUUUUAUUUAUUCUGAUUCCCAUUUUACUGUAACUUGUUUCAACAUUGGUGUAGCGAGAGUACGCGCAGUGUAAUUAUGAUUAAUAGCUGGGAUUUUGGAUGUUUUUCUCAUUUUCUUUGUAUAAUAUUUCUUCUUUUUUUUUGUAAUUUUUUUAAUAAAACGCCGAAAAAUUAUUUUUCAUUUUGCUGAGGCAAGAAUAUUACGCGAACGGCAAAAGUAACACGUUUUCUGUGCUUGUAUUCAUAAUUUCAUGGAAAUAUUACUACAAUAAAUGAAUCAUUUGUCCAUAA
Dalotia coriaria is the source of this 5593-nucleotide messenger RNA. It is a transcript of the gene crp, whose product is annotated as transcription factor cropped. Gene Ontology annotation, cellular component: nucleus. Gene Ontology annotation, molecular function: RNA polymerase II cis-regulatory region sequence-specific DNA binding; DNA-binding transcription factor activity, RNA polymerase II-specific; protein dimerization activity. Lineage: Eukaryota; Metazoa; Arthropoda; Insecta; Coleoptera; Staphylinidae. The transcript is spliced from 3 exons. Bases 508 to 1608 code for a protein of 366 amino acids. The record is from RefSeq and is a predicted model, not a curated record. Gene Ontology annotation, biological process: regulation of transcription by RNA polymerase II.